Molecule: messenger RNA, 835 nt
Organism: Salvelinus sp. IW2-2015
Lineage: Eukaryota; Metazoa; Chordata; Actinopteri; Salmoniformes; Salmonidae
Source: RefSeq, a predicted model, not a curated record
ACAGAGUUUCCCUCGCAGAAAUGCCAGUGCGAAUGCCAGUGCGAACCACCAGGUUGAUGUACAGGGGAAUUUGCACUAUUCCAGAUAUCCUGUCAUACCGGACCCCCAUUAACCUGCCUGAGGAUGAGGUGGAAGAGAUCCGCGAGGCCUUCAAGGUGUUUGACAGAGAUGGAAACGGCUACAUAUCAAAGCAGGAGUUGGGGGUYGCCAUGCGGUCGCUGGGAUACAUGCCUAAUGAGGUGGAGCUGGAGAUUAUUAUCCAAAGGCUGGACAUUGAUGGUGAUGGCCAGGUUGACUUUGACGAAUUUGUUGCACUGCUUGGACCAAAACUUAUUGCUGCUGGGAUGCCUGAUAAGUUCCAUGGGGCGAACUUUGACUCUGUGUUUUGGAAGUGUGACAUGUCGAAGCUAACGGUAGAUGAGCUGAAGAGGCUGCUGUAUGACACGUUCUGUGACCACCUCACCAUGAAAGACAUUGAGAACAUCAUCAUGACCGAAGAGAGCCACCUGGACAACCAAGUGUGCCAAGUGGACAUUGACACGAGCCCGACACAACAGGUGAAGCACACUUGUGUGCGGAAGAGUCUGAUUUGUGCUUUUGCCUUUGCAUUUAUCAUCAGUGUAAUGCUUAUUGCAGCUAACCAGAUGCUCCGUAGAGGUAUGAAGUAGAAAGUCCUUCACUACCAGAGGGGAAAAUAGUUUUCUUCAUUGUCCUUUCACACUCAACCAGUGACUAAGCAGAGACAAAUUAAACUGAAAAAAAAGAACCAAAAUGACAUGGAUUUUCUUUGAUUCAGAGACACACUGAGUGUACAAAACAUUAAGGACACCUUCGA